This is a messenger RNA of Penicillium paradoxum, 2796 nucleotides long. RefSeq names its product DEAD/DEAH box helicase. The record is from RefSeq and is a predicted model, not a curated record. Gene Ontology annotation, molecular function: ATP-dependent chromatin remodeler activity; nucleic acid binding; zinc ion binding. NCBI's taxonomy places the organism in Eukaryota, Fungi, Ascomycota, Eurotiomycetes, Eurotiales, Aspergillaceae. The transcript has 4 exons. The coding region runs from base 1 to 2796 and encodes 931 amino acids.
AUGGCAGGAAAACGCAAGUCUAAUAUCGGCUCGGGUGAAGAUAUCUUGGAUAAUCAAUCUGAGCGUGCGCCAAAAGUCAGUCGUACAGCUUUGAGUCCUGAGGUGACCACCUCCGGCCAGAGAUUUGGCGAGUCUGCCGACUUUAUUCCAUUGAAUCAGCUGUCGCAGGUAGUUGGUGCCGAUGAAGACGAUGAAGGUGCCCUUGAGCUUGUUCAAGGAUCCCAGGAAAUAGAUGAAUCCUCUUUGACGAGCUCCAUUCUCUAUGGUGUUGUAUCUACAAAGAUUGUGGGUGUGCGCUUUUACCGGGGGCGUGCCAACCCUAAUGAACGUGUCAUCAUAAUCCGGGAUGCCAAUAACCAAUAUGAUCGCAAUGCCAUCCGAGUCGAGAAUGUUAUGGGUGCCCAAAUUGGCCACAUUCCCAGACAGGUUGCCGCCAAACUAGCGCCAUACAUGGAUGCUCGUGAUCUCAUUCUUGAAGGGGUGCUGACUGGUGCGAUUGGAGAUUUUACAUGUCCAAUGGAUGUGAAGCUGUUUGGAACCCGUGAUCCCACCAAACGAUCCGGUCUGAAAGAACGAAUGCAGAAAGACAGGCUUCCUGUCCGUGACUUGAAUCAGACAGAGCGCGAUGAAAAUAAGGCACAGAAGGAAGCCGAGAAACGGCGCAAAGAAGCUGCGAAAGAGGCCGCAAAGAAAGCUCGCGCUAUGGCCCUUGGAAAAGCGGCAGCGCAGUGGCAAGCCAACGAUAAGUCUGAGUACGCAAAUCUCUCGUCCGCAACGGGACUUGGCGGCGAACAGAAUGAAAGUCUGGAGGAGCUUCUCAACCAGAGCUCCACCUUCAACCCCCGGGAUAUUGGUCAGGUUGUGGAAACCUUCGGACAGAAAGAGUCUGACCUGGCCAAUAUGCCAAUGGUUGAGACUCCAGCUGGCCUUUCCACUCAGUUGCUUCCAUAUCAGCGCCAAGGCCUGGCUUGGAUGAUAAAGCAAGAGGCGCCAAAGCUCCCUGAGAAAGGCUCUGAUGAUAUCGUGCAAUUAUGGAAACGGCAAAAUAAUGACUUCCUCAAUGUUGCAACUAAUUAUGCCAUGACCACCCAGCCAACUCUGGCUAGCGGCGGCAUUCUUGCCGAUGACAUGGGUUUAGGGAAGACAAUUCAAAUCAUAUCUUUGAUUCUUGCAAAUGCCAAGCCUCUGACUGCAGGCUCUUCUAAGGCUACACUGAUCAUUGCUCCUGUUGGUGUCAUGAGCAAUUGGAGGAAUCAGAUUCAAGACCAUGCUCAUAAGGAGACCGCCCCGAGCGUCCUGAUUUAUCAUGGCUCUGGGAAGAAGGAGGCUGCAAACUUGGCAAAUUAUGAUGUUGUGAUUACCAGCUACGGAGCCUUGAGCCUGGACUUCAAUCCAAAGUCUAGCAAGCCGCCUUCCAAAGGACUGUUUUCGCUGCAUUGGCGUCGUGUUGUGCUUGACGAAGGUCACACUAUCCGAAAUCCUAGUUCAAAGGCCUCUCUUGCGGCGUGUGGUUUACGGGCUGACUCUCGUUGGACCUUGACUGGAACGCCCAUUAUCAAUACUCUUAAGGAUUUGUACUCGCAGAUUCGUUUCCUUAAGUUUUCCGGUGGCCUGGAAGACCUGGGAAUUUUCAACAGCGUCUUGAUCAGGCCUUUGACUGCAGGAGAACCCGAGGCUCGACUACUUCUCGAGGCUCUCAUGGGUACCAUCUGCUUGCGACGAAGAAAGGACAUGGGCUUCAUCAACCUGAAACUACCGGAGAUGACCUCUCGUAUCAUUCGAAUCAAGUUCAAUGCCCACGAGCAGGAGAAAUACAGUGCUUUCCAAACCGAAGCUCAAGGUGCUCUGCUAGACUUCAAAGACAAAGAUGGAAAAACUAAAUAUUCUCAUCUUCUCGAGGUCAUUCUCCGUCUUCGUCAAGUCUGCAACCACUGGGCACUUUGUAAAAAUCGCAUCGACAAACUCAUGGGCAUGCUGGAGGAACACAAAGUUGUGCCUCUAACCCCCGAGAACGUCCGGGCCCUACAAGAGAUGUUGCAGCUCCAAAUCGAAAGCCAGGAAAUGUGUGCCAUUUGCCUUGACAAUCUCGAACAACCCGUUAUAACCGCGUGUGCUCAUGCCUACUGCCGAGGCUGCAUCGAACAGGUCAUCGAACGCCAGCACAAGUGUCCCCUUUGCCGCGCCGACAUCACCGAUACCAAGACACUGGUCUCUCCAGCCGCCGAGCUGGGCGAAGACACUGACAUCGUUGAAGCCGACCCCAACAGCCCUAGCAGUAAAAUUGAGACCCUAGUGAAGAUUCUGACUGCUCAGGGCCAGGCACCUGGCACAAAGACCGUGGUGUUCAGCCAAUGGACCUCAUUCUUGAACCUCAUCGAGCCACACCUUCAACAGCGGGGAAUUAAGUUCGCCCGCGUGGACGGCAAAAUGCAGUCCGUGGCACGCGAUAACUCCAUCAAUUCCUUCUCCAAUGACCCCGAGUGUACCGUCCUCCUCGCAAGUCUGAGUGUUUGCAGCGUUGGGCUCAACCUCGUUGCGGCGAAUCAGGUCAUCCUGUGUGAUAGUUGGUGGGCACCGGCUAUCGAGGAUCAGGCUGUUGAUCGGGUAUAUCGACUUGGGCAGAAGCGGGAAACGACAGUUUGGAGACUAGUUAUGGAGGAUAGUAUCGAGGAGCGGGUGUUGGCGAUUCAGGAGCGCAAGAGGAGUCUCAUGCUUGCUGCUUUCCGGGAGACAGCGAAAAAGAAGGCUGAGGACCGAGGUACUCGUGUUGCGGAUCUUGAGUCUCUUUUGCAGUAG